This is a messenger RNA of Ooceraea biroi (clonal raider ant), 4544 nucleotides long. RefSeq names its product glucose dehydrogenase [FAD, quinone]. NCBI's taxonomy places the organism in Eukaryota, Metazoa, Arthropoda, Insecta, Hymenoptera, Formicidae. Gene Ontology annotation, molecular function: flavin adenine dinucleotide binding; oxidoreductase activity, acting on CH-OH group of donors. The record is from RefSeq and is a predicted model, not a curated record.
AUGCAGAAACAAUAUUUUAGUAUAUUGAUAAAUUUUAUCUUUUUGUAAACUUGCAGAUAUGUUUUACUGAGUAUAUUGCGAUAUACUGUAUAAAGUUUUUCGUAUUUUUAGUUAUGCGACAUUAAAAGAUAUGUACAACGUGAUAACAUUAAAGAUUUAUUUAAUUUAUCGAUUUGAAUGUCGAUUACAUUUGAUUCGCGCUUCUUUGGAGCUUUGCGAAACUUUGUUAACUUCUCUGCGUGGUAUAAGUGUAAAAUGCAUGCUUCACACACGGGAAUCUUUCGUAAUUACUUAUGUAGGUCACACGAACUGGUUCUGUGCGAUUUUACGUUGACCCCGCGCGCGCACGUCUUCGGUAUUUUCGUUAUGUUUACCGCACCUUAAUCGAUUAUUUAAUCUAUCCGAUUAUCAUCGGAUUUUCUAAAUAUGAAUAAUCAAUGAGCGAUAUUUAAGUUUCGAAUUUUAGCAGAAAUUUCUGUUACGUAAUCAAUUUUAAUUUAUUUCCGAAGAAAUUCAUAAUAAUAAUUACUACAAGUUCUACUAUAAUAACAAUUUAAGUUUACAUAAUAAAUUUUUACUUAAACAAAUGAUUCAAAACCGCAAGUCUCAAAAAUACCGAAUUUCACACUCCAGAGCGCGUGUAAAUGCGUACAAAAUAUGAAGUUUGUUUCAGAAUUAAAUUACGACUGUAUCGAUAUAUCUUGUUUUGUUGUUAACCAGUUCACGCGUUCACACAUUAAAAGCGUCGCACACGCAUGCAUCUUUACAAAUUAUAUUAAUUGGUAGCGUAAAGAAGAAAUCGCGUCAACUUGUGAUCGCGUGAAAUUGUGUCAACAAGCACAAGUCGUUGUAAUUGCGAUGAUACACGCUAUUUUUACAGGAAUGUCUCCAGCAAGUCUUAUGCAAGUGAUCGGCCUUGCCGCUGUUUUCUUUCACUCAAUUUUGGUCGAGUGAUGUAGAUAACCGUGAUGUAAUUUGAUUUCAGUAUACAAGCAACUUUCACGAGAUAAAGACGAAUCUUCCGAUCAAUCGCCAAUACAAUUCAGUAGAGAUCUAGAAAAUACAAAAGAAAGAAACCGAAGAAAUUCAGUGGGCAUUUUUCUGAAGCAUCAGAAAGAGAGUGAGAUUUUAAUUUAGAGAUCGAUUUGAAUCGUUGUGACAAAGAGUUCGAUGAACCCGAUUACGAACGUUUCAAAUCGAUACGUGAAUUCGGGCACCUUCGCAAGAAAGGUACGAUCGUCCAGUGGCACAGACUGAUGCUUUGCGUCAGUGAUUAGUAUUCGCUUCGCGAUCUUCAUGUGAUUCGCGUGAUGCAGCCGUGACCGUAAAAAGGACUUUGAUUGAUGUGAUCUCGGUUGCUAUUCUGCAUCACUGUGCAAUUCUAAAAACAACAUUGCAACCGAUUGUUGAGGUAUUUUGAGGAACGAGAUGCAACGAAGUGCAGUCAGCACAGAAGCGCGUCGCGUGCUGCUGGUAUAAUCGUCGUCGUCGUCGCAAUUCUGCUGUCACGUUUAGUGAAGAAUCGUGAUCAUGCGAGGAGAUGUAGAUCGCAUUUAAGAUAUUUUACGAUUUAAAUGUGUGAUUACCGUACGUGAAAUCCUAAAGUAUUGAGUAACUAUGUGAGUUUAUGAGAAUCAACAAACUUGUGACCACCGCAAACUGUAUUAAAAUCAUAAUCAUGAUCCUAUAAUAUUACAGGAUCAUGAUUACAUUUAAGUUACAGUUAAGUAGGCCUCUGAAAAGUAACAUACAAGUAUCCAAGUUGCCAGAAGAUCCCCGAAUCAAGACUUAAAGAACGUAAUCUCAAGAAUCUGCCUUGAUCUACUUAAUGUGAAGGUCUUGCUGCAGAGAUUAGAUCAAGAAAAACGUUGCGUGAGCCUGACGGAACGCAAAGGCGUGUUCCACCGCACCGUAAGAGAACAGAAUCGCGUAAUCCCUCAAAAAAAAAAAACAUAUCCGCGAGUAAUUGUUAACAUAGGAACGCGAGAAUCCAGUACGCAAUGCUGCAGUCUUGUCUGACGGUCUUGCUGUUGAGCUACGCCAGUAGCAUCCUGUCGCCGGCUGUCCUGGAGACGGUGUAUCACUUCCUCUCGGGGUUCCCGUCGAGUGAUCAACCGCAGGAAGAUGACGCGAUAUCCGGGCAAUAUGACUUUAUCGUGAUCGGCGCUGGUGCGGCCGGAUCGGUGUUAGCGAACCGGCUGACCGAGAAUCGCGAUUGGAACGUCCUGCUGCUCGAGCAAGGCACAGAUGAGAUCUUUCUCACGGAUAUCCCGGUUAUGGCACCAAUCCUGCACGUUACCGACUAUGCGCGGGUCUACAAGAGCGAGCCGCGGCCUCAGGACGCGAGCGGUCACGGUGGAUACUGCCUGUCGAUGAUCGAUGGCCGUUGUAACAUUGUAUCUGGCAAAGCAGUCGGCGGCACCUCGGUGGUGAACUUUAUGAUCUACUCCAGGGGAGCGCCGGCUGACUAUGACGGCUGGCAGGCACUGGGAAAUCCCGGUUGGGGCUACGCGGAUGUGCUGCCUUACUUCAUCAAGUCGGAGAGAUGCAGGCUGAUCGACAGAGAUGCCAGGUAUCAUGGAUAUAAUGGAUAUCUUGAUGUCACUACUCCUACUUAUGCUACUCCCCUGAGAGAAUGUUUCUUGAAGGCUGGUCAGGAACUCGGUUACGAUCUGGUAGAUUACAACAGCGAUAAAGUCAUAGGCUUCUCGACCGUGCAAGCGAAUCUGCGAAACGGCCGUCGAGUUAGCGCCAGCAAAGCUUUCCUCAGGCCGAUUCGCGAUAGAGCGAAUUUUUAUUUGUCCAAACUCUCGACAGUGACGAAAAUCGUGAUCAAUCCGAGAACGAAGGCGAUCGCGGGCGUUCAAUUCGUUAAGAACCACAAAACGUAUUUCGUUUCUGCAACCAAGGAAGUAAUACUUUGCGCAGGUACUUUUGGCUCAGCACAGUUACUGAUGCUAUCCGGGAUAGGACCUAAGGAUCACUUGACAUCUUUGGGUAUUCGCGUAAUCGAGGACCUUCCGGUAGGAUUCAAUCUGCAGGAUCACGUGACCAUGUCAGCUUUGACAUUUCUAGUCAACGAGAGCGUGACUCUCAUCGAAUCGCGUGUAGGUUCUAAUCCAGCCAAUUUCUUUGACUACUUGACGCAAGGAACGGGUCCGCUGACGUUGCCCGGCGGUGCUGAAGCGUUAGCGUUUAUUAAUACUAAUAGCUUAAAGACAAGACAGGAAGACCAGAAAUUAAAGUUUAAGUACAUUCGAUCUGUAAAUGUGCCGAGAAACAACGAGCAGCGUACUCGAAUUGCUCCUAAUAUAACUUCCAUCAUCAUCAAUCGUGACUUCUUCAAGAUGUAUUCUCACACCAAUGUGAACGAGCUGUUAACACAAGACGAUCAUCCGGACGUCGAACUGGUGCUGGGUGCAAGCUCGUUAACUGGCGAUAUCUCCGGAAGCUAUCGCGGCCUGCUCGGAUUAACCGAGGAGUUUUACAAGGAAGUUUACGGCCGCUACGAAGGCGUCGACGCUUUCACGAUAGUACCUAUUCUUUUGCGACCCAAGAGUCGCGGCAGGCUCACCCUGAGAAGUUCCAGUCCAUCGGAUUGGCCGAUCGUCGACAUCAAUUAUUACGAUCACGAGGAUGAUCUGAAUACGAUGGUGCGAGCUAUAAAAAUGGCGGUUAAAGUAGCAUCCACCAGCGCAUUUAAGCGUUUCAACGCCACGCUGUUGCCGGUGCAGUUUCCGGGAUGCAAGCACGUCACCUUCAAGAGUGACCCAUACUGGGCAUGUGUCGCGCGCCACGUGACCACGACCGUAGGUCACUACGUGGGCACGUGCAAGAUGGGCACGCGGAGGAAUUCGGGCGUGGUGGACCAUAAGUUACGGGUGCACGGAGUCGACGGACUCAGGGUCGUGGACGCCAGCGUGAUGCCCACCAUAAUCGCCGGCCACACGAACGCAGCCGCGUACAUGAUCGCCGAGAGAGCCGGCGACAUGAUCAAGGAGGACUGGCGUGGUACUCUCGCUUAGUGAUACACGCGGGAAGCAAAUCACUGUAAAACGUGGGAAGCGAGGAAGUGGACGUUUUGUCGUGAAAUGUGGGAGGUACGGUGAAAGCACGAAGACUGUGACAAAAUAAGAAAACGCUUCUUUAGGGGUCCGGGUAAGUAAUGAUAGAGCUUGAGAAAAAGUGUCGUGAUGAGAUAAUAUAUGUAAAUGUGAUUUAAGAUAGGAUGGACUGUCUUAUUGUUUUCGAAGUAGAAGAUAAUUAUGUAUAAUAGACACGCUACGUGAUUUACGCGCAGAGAUUGAAUGACUAUUUCACGUGUAUCCUAGUCAAUGACUGAUGAUAUUAGACAGAUAGUCAGGAAUAAAACGAUGUCAUUAUCGUCGUUAAUGAUUUAACAGAUCUGCUACUUCAUUAACGUUGGAAGAAGCGCUGUUUUUCUUUGGCUGCUUAUAGUUGCUAAUUUAAAAGUAACAAAUUUACACUAUUAAUUAUAAUUAAAUUAGUCAAGCGCAAUUUAAAUAAAUAUGAUUAUACACACG